Messenger RNA from Drosophila eugracilis, 1342 nucleotides. It is a transcript of the gene Ant2, whose product is annotated as ADP,ATP carrier protein. The coding region runs from base 162 to 1085 and encodes 307 amino acids. Gene Ontology annotation, biological process: mitochondrial ADP transmembrane transport; mitochondrial ATP transmembrane transport. Lineage: Eukaryota; Metazoa; Arthropoda; Insecta; Diptera; Drosophilidae. The transcript has 3 exons. Gene Ontology annotation, cellular component: mitochondrial inner membrane. The record is from RefSeq and is a predicted model, not a curated record. Gene Ontology annotation, molecular function: ATP:ADP antiporter activity.
UUAAUGAUUAGAUCGAGCUCAUAACAGUUCAGAUCGUGUUCGUUGUUAAAGCAAAAUUAUAAGUAACAAAGAAAAAAAUCUUUUAUACAUUUUACUUUAAAGCUUUGAUGCUAAACUAAAUCGUUUUUAAAUUAGAAAAAACCAGUAAACAAUAAUCCAGUAUGGGUGAUGAAGGCGGUGGCGGCGGACAUGGAAAGGGAGAUCUUAAGUCCUUUCUUAUGGACUUUAUGAUGGGCGGCGUUUCAGCUGCUAUUGCCAAGACAGCGGUGGCGCCCAUCGAGCGUGUGAAACUUAUCCUGCAGGUACAGGAGGUGUCCAAGCAGAUUGCAGCGGAUCAGCGAUACAAGGGCAUAGUCGAUUGCUUCAUUCGUAUUCCCAAAGAGCAGGGCUUCUCGUCCUUCUGGCGCGGUAACUUGGCCAACGUAAUACGUUACUUUCCCACGCAAGCUCUGAACUUUGCCUUCAAGGAUGUCUACAAAUCGGUCUUUCUUGGCGGUGUAGACAAGCAUAAACAGUUUUGGCGACAUUUUGCUGGAAACUUGGCCUCUGGCGGUGCUGCUGGUGCCACAUCUCUGUGCUUCGUUUAUCCACUGGACUUUGCCAGAACCCGUUUGGCCGCCGACGUGGGCAAGGGUGGCAAUCGGGAGUUCACCGGUCUGAUCGAUUGCCUGAUGAAGGUGAUCAAAAGUGAUGGUCCCAUUGGCCUGUACCGAGGAUUCAUCGUAUCGGUGCAGGGCAUCAUCAUUUAUCGUGCUGCCUACUUUGGAUUCUAUGACACGUGCCGUGACUUUCUGCCAAAUCCCAAGAGCACACCCUUCUACGUGAGCUGGGCGAUUGCUCAAGUGGUGACCACCGUGGCCGGUAUUGCUUCCUAUCCCUUUGACACUGUGCGUCGUCGCAUGAUGAUGCAGUCCGGUCUGAAGAAGUCCGAGAUGGUGUACAAAAACACGGCUCAUUGCUGGAUGGUGAUUGCCAAGCAGGAGGGUAUCGGUGCCUUUUUCAAGGGCGCACUAUCGAAUAUCAUUCGCGGCACAGGCGGCGCCUUGGUACUCGCCAUUUACGACGAGAUGAAGAAGUACUUUUAGCCCCGACGGACAGCUGUUUGUGGUAGGCCCAUUUGGCCACCGCCAUCAGCCUCACCAAAUGGCACAACACGAGGUUGCGGCAACAGAAAAUUAAACCAUCAAUACACCGGCUUCAUCAAUUCAUAGAAGAGGACUGGGAACCCGAUAAAUUAUAUUUUGAUUUGAUCGACGGCAGGAUAGCUGCCCCCUGUCCAUCAUCUCAAGUGUUUUUUUUUUCGCAUUAGUUGAGAAAAUACAAAUAAUUUAUUGAACUUAAA